CACAGCGGCGGGGACGCGGUGAGCGUGUGCUUCGGUGCUUCUUCUGCGAAGGAGGGGUUUCAGUUGCCUGAGCCAGCUCGUCUGGGUGGUCCAGGGUCUGGAGUCAGCAGCAGGUGCAGAGGGACCAGAAAGGUAACUCCGGGAGGAGCUCCGCAGACUGAGGAGGAGCCAGGGCAGCCCCUGAGAAGCUGGGACACCUCCAGUUGAUAAGAGGCAGAGCCCAGUAGGAAUUCCCUCCGCUUGCUUGCUGGUAGGAAGCUUGGGGAGCACCCUCAUGGAAGAGAAGCAGAUCCUGUGCGUGGGGCUGGUGGUGCUGGACAUCAUCAAUGUGGUGGACAAGUACCCCGAGGAGGACACGGAUCGCAGGUGCCUAUCCCAGAGAUGGCAACGUGGAGGCAACGCGUCCAACUCCUGUACUGUCCUUUCCUUGCUCGGAGCCCGCUGCGCCUUCAUGGGCUCCUUGGCCCCUGGCCAUGUUGCCGAUUUUGUCCUGGAUGACCUCCGCCGACAUUCUGUGGACCUACAAUACGCGGUCCUUCAGACCGAGGGCUCCAUCCCCACCUCGACGGUCAUCGUCAAUGAGGCCAGCGGUAGCCGCACCAUCCUGCACGCCUACAGCUUCCUGGUGGCUGACUUCAAGCAGAGGGGCGUGGAUGUGUCUCAAGUGGCCUGGCAGAGCCAGGGAGAUACCCCUUGCUCCUGCUGCAUCGUCAACAACUCCAAUGGCUCCCGUACCAUUAUACUCUACGACACGAACCUGCCAGAUGUGUCUGCCAAGGACUUUGAGAAGGUUGAUCUGACCCGGUUCAAGUGGAUCCACAUUGAGGGCCGGAAUGCAUCAGAGCAGGUGAAGAUGCUGCAGCGGAUAGAGCAGUACAACGCCAAGCAGCCUCUACCCCAGAGAGUUCGGGUGUCGGUGGAGAUCGAGAAACCCCGGGAAGAGCUCUUCCAGCUGUUUGGCUAUGGUGAGGUGGUGUUUGUCAGCAAAGAUGUGGCCAAGCACCUGGGGUUCCAGUCAGCAGCAGAGGCCUUGAGAGGCUUGUAUGGUCGUGUGAAGAAAGGGGCUACACUCAUCUGCGCCUGGGCUGAGGAGGGCGCUGAUGCCCUGGGCCCUGAUGGUCAACUUCUGCACUCGGAUGCCUUCCCUCCACCCCGAGUAGUGGACACCCUGGGGGCUGGAGACACCUUCAAUGCCUCCGUUAUCUUCAGCCUUUCGAAGGGAAACAGUGUGCAGGAGGCCCUGAGAUUUGGCUGCCAAGUGGCUGGCAGGAAGUGCGGCCUGCAGGGCUUUGAGGGCAUUGUGUGAGAGGUGGGCAGUAAGAGGCACCAGCUCAACCUCUCAGAGGCUGGCACCAUUUCAGCCAGCCUGGCAUCCAGCUGCCCCGUUCCCUGGGCAGGUGGCAUCUGCGGAGAGAACUCUGUCUGUGUUCAUGUUUCUGGAUACCAACUCCAUUCUGUAGAUGCUCGGAGCAAAUAAAUCUUCCCCAAGCCA
Messenger RNA from Myodes glareolus (Bank vole), 1492 nucleotides. RefSeq names its product ketohexokinase (gene Khk). Gene Ontology annotation, biological process: fructose metabolic process. Gene Ontology annotation, molecular function: ketohexokinase activity. Lineage: Eukaryota; Metazoa; Chordata; Mammalia; Rodentia; Cricetidae. The record is from RefSeq and is a predicted model, not a curated record.